Molecule: messenger RNA, 623 nt
Organism: Sus scrofa (pig)
Lineage: Eukaryota; Metazoa; Chordata; Mammalia; Artiodactyla; Suidae
Product: small integral membrane protein 15-like
Source: RefSeq, a predicted model, not a curated record
UGGAGCUCAACAUUCAGGGCGCGAUGUAGGGGAGGCUGGUGGCACCCGCUGCUGUGGUCUUGCCCCCAUGCCUAGAGGUAGUGGGUACUGAGCCAGCUGCGCGACGUGUGGUGGGGAUGACCCUGCAUACCCGGGGAAAGCCUGCUGUGCGAGCCCUGCCGGCCCGCGCUCCCAGGGGUGGAGGGUCGGUCUUUUCAACUCAACCAGAACAUAGAAUUUAAGCCUUCGCUCAGAAGCGUAUGGUAGAACUAAAGCCUAUGAUAACUAAGGGUCACCUGACAUUGUGAUUGGCUAAUAAUCCCAGGACAAAAUUACUACUCAAGCAUAAGACCGCUACAAAGAUGUUUAAUAUAAAAGCUUGGGCUAAGUAUAUUGUAGAAUGGCCUGCAAAGGAUCCAUAUGGCUUCCUUACAACAAUUAUUUUGGCUCUUACUCCACUGUUUUCAGCAAGUGCUGUACUGUCCUGGAAAUUGGCCAGGGUGAUCGAGGCCAGGGAAAAGGAGCAAAAGAAGAAACAAAAACGUCAAGAAAAUAUUGCAAAAGCUAAACGACUAAAAAAAGAUUGAAGAAAUGGACAGGCUCUGCAACCAGAGGAAAAUCGUUUGGAAAAUUAUGCAGCUUUG